CCGCGGCGGGCAAGUUCGAACGGUGGGGGCGGGGACGGGGACAAGGCGCUGCGUGUCGGUUAAGCGCAAGAUUUGAAGCGCGCGGCGGUUGGCAGCGGUGUAGCUAUGGCGCUCCCCGCGCAGCUUCAGUCGUUGGACGCGCUGAAGUACGUUGAGCUGCAGCAGGUCGCCAAGGCGGCCGGCCUGAGGGCCAACCUCCGGGCAGAUAAACUGUUGAAAGCACUGAAGCAACACUUUCAAGGAAGAAUGCAAGAAAAUGAAGAUACGAAUUCUGAAAGAAGUGCAUCUGCUUCAAUGGACUCUGAACUGAGCUGCCAACAGGAAUUUAUGCCUAAUCCAGCACGUUUUGUCACAAAAAGAAGUAAAGAAAAGAAAGCAACCAGGAAAAAGAAGAGCUCUGAUGUGGAGAUUAAUGACUGUGAAGAAAACACAGGGCCCUCUGCUGAAAUGGAGGGGCGUUCUGAAACCAAAGAAAAUGAAGUGCCUCGAGGUGAAUGUGAAAAGCGAAAGAUGUUAUUCCAAAAUGUGGAACAAGUAACUAAAAAAAGAGUUAAUGAGAAUCCAAGCAUGGCUUCUGCUGAGAAGAAGCAAUCAAAGAGAACUUCUAAUAAAAGCACUAGAGCAGAAUGUGAUCCUCAUCGUGCAGGACAGAAGAUUCCCUUACAUGUUGGCAGUGCAUCUAGGCCUGGGAAAACAGGGCUGAAAGCUACUACACCGAACUUUAAAAGGUUGCAUGAAGCUCACUUCAAGAAAAUGGAGUCCAUCGCUGAUUACAUUGAGAGGAAGAAAAAAAUGCUUGAGAACUGCAGCAGUUCCCUCAAUGAAGCCAAGGUGCUGUUGAAAAAACCUAAUCAUUUAAGGGCAUCAGAAAAAGGCACUUCACAUAGUGAUUCUAAGAAACACGCCAGUGGCAAAACACUCCUAUUCAGCCCCAAUCCAGAACGAGGCAGAUUCUCUGGCACCUGCACUCCUAGUAACCUUCGACGUUCACCACGCAGUUUGCUGAACACUGGAAGUCAAAGUAUUUUGUGUAGAAAAUCUUCAUUUAAUCCUUCUGUUCUCUCAACAACCAAAAUGAAUGUCAGGUUCUCUGAAGCCACGAAAGAUAAUGAGCAUAAACGUUCUCUUACUAAGACUCCAUCCAGAAUGUCUCCAUAUGUGGAGGAGAUCUGCACACCUGAUAGCCAGAAGAGCUGUGAGCCCCUAAGUGCAAAAAGCAGCAAGAGAAGCACAAGAAAUAAUGAUCUGCCUGCAUUAAAGGGUAAAGUAGAUGUUAUUACCCCGUUCAAGUUUGCAGCUCAGUCUGCAGAACCCUCAAGCACGAAGAAGAUAUUUGAUCUCAAAGCAAGUCUUUCAAGGCCGCUUCGGUAUCAACCACAUAAAGGGCGACUAAAACCUUGGGGAGAGAUUAAAGAAAAUGCUCCUCCAAAGAAGUCUGUCAAUAGCAGCAUCGCUUCACAUAAGAGAGACUACAAACAGCCACAUCUCCAGACAAGGGAAGACAGGCGGGAGAAGCACGAGCAGGAGAGAAAAAAGAAAAAAGCUCAGGCUCUUGGUAACCGUAGAGGACUAUCUAUGGGUUAGGUAAACUCAGAAAUAUCUAGGAUCUCACUUGUAAAUACUGUUUCUCUCAUGUAAAUAUUUGUGCUGUCUUUGCUUUAGCGUAUGCGUCAGGUUGUUUAUUAGCUAGUAGAAUCCAGACAUGAUUGAGUAAGACCUUAUAGUGCAUCUGAGCAUAAUAUUUUACGGAUCGGCUUCUAAGCUCUUAAAUGUUUAGAACUCUCAUCUCAUUGGAGAACUCUCUCUAGUUGUGGAACCCUCUCUAGCUGGUUAUCGAUAUUUUCUAACAUCGCUAUAUAUCUAAUGUAACUAAAAGAUGUUAAAGGAGAAAAUGCAAGUAGGAAAGAGGAUGCUCAUGGAGCCUCCUAAUGACCUGGUGCAGACUUGGCCAGAAUGUCUUUGUUACCCACUAGAAUGCAUAGUUUGGAUUGUAAGCUUCAAAACAUUCCACUGGUAAAUUAAAAGAAUUGAGACAUCUGCUUGCCCUGUUCUCCAAGUGGAUCUUUACAACCUGUAGCAACUGUUCAGCGCGUCCAGCUGUAGAUCUGUGAAACGGUAGGGAAUCUCCAGGAGAAGAAAUAUGCAUGCUUUCUGGAAAUCUACUAAGUUUACAGAAAACUACAAGGAAUAGCAGAAUUGUGAAAUACUUUUUUUAACAAGGUCACAAUUGAAAAGUGGCUUUACAAAUUAGUACUGGAUGCUUUGAUCAGUUAUGGUUGGGCUUGGUCCUUUCUACAACAAACAGAUGAUUUAAAGAAAAAAAACAGUACUUGAAAGAUGUUAAAAAGAGUGAUGAGACACUCAAUGCCUUAAAUGCAAAAACCAAUGUUAUUAAAAAAAAAUGCACAGAAAAGCUAUUUGGAUGUGUUAUGGAUGAAACGGUGACUGGAAAGAUAACUCAGCAGUUGUAAUCUCAGCAAAUACUAGUACUUCAAUAAUACUAAAUGCUAGUGAGCAAAUACUUCAGUGACUUCAGUGCUGUCAUAUGAAAUGCUGAAAUGUCCAGCUCAAUUUUUUUAUAAAACAGAUGGGGGGGGAAAUAAACAUUUUGUAAUUUUCUUGUUUAUCACUGGUUAUCUAUUGUGACUACCUCUAACUACCUCCUUAGUGGAGCACUAGUUCUGUCCGCACAUGACUCAAUAUCUUUGAAGUAAUUUGCUCUUGUACUGAUUUGCCCACCUAUUCUUACUUGAAUGCGUUGUGAUACCAUGACAAAGGAUAAACCUUGCC
Molecule: messenger RNA, 2790 nt
Organism: Numida meleagris (helmeted guineafowl)
Lineage: Eukaryota; Metazoa; Chordata; Aves; Galliformes; Numididae
Gene: NUSAP1
Product: nucleolar and spindle associated protein 1
Exons: 12
Coding region: 106-1584 (492 amino acids)
Biological process (GO): mitotic chromosome condensation; establishment of mitotic spindle localization; mitotic cytokinesis
Cellular component (GO): nucleolus; microtubule; mitotic spindle
Molecular function (GO): microtubule binding
Source: RefSeq, a predicted model, not a curated record